Babjeviella inositovora NRRL Y-12698 is the source of this 1609-nucleotide messenger RNA. Its product is annotated as CRAL-TRIO domain-containing protein. The record is from RefSeq and is a predicted model, not a curated record. NCBI's taxonomy places the organism in Eukaryota, Fungi, Ascomycota, Pichiomycetes, Serinales. The transcript has a single exon. Gene Ontology annotation, molecular function: phosphatidylinositol transfer activity. Bases 46 to 1131 code for a protein of 361 amino acids.
AUUCACGUAUACUGUAUCUUUCUUGUCAAUACCAACCGUUCUAGCAUGUUUUCCAGGAAAAAGAAGGAGGAAACGCCUGCGGCCGAAAACACCACCCCAGUCCGCCACUUUCCGUUCACAGCGCCUCCAGCUACGCUUACGCCGCCAGAGACAAAGCCGUUGGCUGCUGACGAACAGACCAAGUAUGACACGGUGUUGAAGCACUUCCAACAGCCAGACUUGAAGCUUGCGAUCUUGGAGAAGGCUGAUGCUUCCACCGAAAAGAAGGCGUUAUCGUCCGCCGAAAAGGCGUGGCUCUCUCGAGAGUGUCUCCUCCGCUACUUGCGUGCCACCAAGUGGGUGGUGGCAGAUGCGAUUGAGCGAAUCGAGAAAUCGCUCAGUUGGCGCCGCGAGUUCGGCCUCUAUGACCCAGCAAAGUUGUCUGCCGAGAUCGUGGGCCCGGAAAAUGAAACGGGGAAGGAGGUCAUCUUGGGCUAUGACAACGACUCACGUCCGUGCCUUUACUUAAAGCCGGGGAGACAGAACACCAAGUCUUCUUUCCGCCAGGUGCAGCACUUGGUGUUUAUGUUGGAGGCGGUGAUUGCGUACAUGCCGCCGGGCCAGGAUUCCUUGGCGCUUCUCAUAGACUUCAAGCACCAUCCCGAGGUACCGGGAGUCAUGGGCUCGUCCAAGGUUCCGCCAGUGACGGUGGGGAGACAGGUGCUCCACAUUUUACAAACACACUAUCCCGAGCGCUUGGGCCGUGCAUUGUUGACCAACAUCCCGUGGCUUGCCUGGUCCUUUUUGAAGGUUAUCCAUCCGUUCAUCGACCCGAUGACCCGGGAAAAGUUGGUUUUUGACAAGCCGUUCCCAGACUAUGUGCCGUUGGAGCAGUUGGACAUGGAUUUCGGGGGGAAAGUCAAUUUUGUGUACGACCACGCGCAGUACUGGCCAAAGUGCAACGAGAUCAUUGAGGAAAAGAGGGCCCACUACCAACAGAGAUUUGAGAAGUUUGGUGCUUGUAUCGGGUUAAGUGAAUUUGAUUUGAGAGGGGAGGGAGAGACUCUCAAGUACCUGGUCGUUCCAUUGGCCGUGCCUGAGGUUGGCGAGGUUACCGAAAAGUUGCAAGCCUUGGCUGUUGGGGCCAACUAAGUUUUUUUUUUUUAUUUUUUAUUUCUACAAGGGAGGUGUAUAGACGGGCUGCCACUCCCCUCCCGAUGUCUUCCAUUCAUAUAAUAUUUGCGAAAGAAACGGGCUCUGACUUAUGGGUUGAAUACGACUUGGGAAUACUAGGCACUCUUCAUAGGGGUGAUGGUGCUAGUCCGAACGACAGUGAUGUAGUGGUGCUUUGGCUAGUCCGAACGACAGUGAUGUAGUGGUGCUUUGGCCUCGUGCGUAUCGUUUGCCAUGAAAGGGGGCCACGUAAUUUCAUCAAGAUACCCUCAUGUAACAUUGGCCUAUACAGAGACUGCCUUUUUCCCGCUAUAGGCUUAUAUAGAAAGUAGUCUAGAUUAGUCUGUAGAGACAGGCCGGUUACACAGCUGCUUGGAGUUUACCAGAGCUUGUAUGUCGCCGACUUUCAAUCGCAAUCUCAAUAACAGUUUUAAAGGAACCUUAAUAUAAAAGACCG